UUGCAAUUAAUAUUUUGUCUCAGGAGGUGGGAUUCUAAUCGCCACACCUAGGUCCUUGCUUGUUGCGUUAGAGGAUGGUUAUACUAACGUCAGAAGGGUCACAUAUCUUGUGUUGGAUGGCGCUGAUUGGAUGCUAGAAAAACAAAACAUGGGGUUUGGGUCUCAAAUACAAGACAUUGUUUCUAAGAUUCACCCAGACUGUCAAAUAUUAUUGUUGGGUACUAGCUGGUCAAAGGAGGUUGAUAAACGGGCAAACCGGUUCCUUUACAACGCAUGCAAUGUUACAAUUGUUUCUCCACCUCUGAAACCUACACAUCCGAUCGACCAAACUGUUUACGUCGUUACUGAAGAUCAGAAAUAUAACAAAUUGGUAGAGUUGCUAGGUCGUAUAGUGGAUGGCAGCAGAAUACUGAUAUUCAUGGAUAUAAAGGAAGGAUGCGAAAAACGUGAUCAGUUUGCCCUGCAGCUUUAUAGGGACGGUCAGCAUGCAGUCUCGCUUCAUGAAAACAAGGGUCAAGCGGAAAUGGCCCGGAUUGUCUCUGAGUUUCAAGCUGGCAGGAUCCCCAUAAUGAUUGCAACAGAUGUUGCUGCUCGUGAUCUAGAUCUGAAGGAUGUGAAAUAUGUUAUCAAUUACGACUUUCCAGUGUCCCUUGAUGAUUAUGUUUACCGCAUUGACCGUGCUGGAAGUGCCGCAGCAAAAGGAACAGUAUUCACGUUCUUUACAACUGCUAAUGCUGUAUUCGCAGAGGAACUUAUUAUCUUACUCAAGGAAGCUGGACAGAAGGUUAGUUCUGAAUUGGAACAACUGGGGCGUGAUGUACCAUAUCCAGGAACCUACAUACCUGCACCGUGGCGGUGGGCGGUUAACCAUUACGUAACUUUGCAUUUGCAUAUAAGACAAUUAGAUAAUGGCAUGCACCAUCUAUUGGAGCUGGUCAUUUCUUUCCGUUGUAUCUGCAUUGUUCUAAGACCAAGGAUAUUGCCAGUAACGUCUGUUGUGCGGAAGCGUCAAAUAUGA
Messenger RNA from Malus domestica (apple), 1018 nucleotides. The record is from RefSeq and is a predicted model, not a curated record. NCBI's taxonomy places the organism in Eukaryota, Viridiplantae, Streptophyta, Magnoliopsida, Rosales, Rosaceae.